AUGCCGCCAGAAUUCACUCACAAAGACGCUACUACACCGAUAGCGGUGGUUGGGUUGAGCUUUCGAGGUCCGGGAGAUGCCACAGACUCAGAAGGUCUGUUGCGAAUGGUGGCAGAAGGCCGCGAGAGUCGGUCUCCAGUCCCAAAGCAGAAAUGGCACCACGACGCAUUCUAUCAUCCCGAUGCAAGCCGGCAUGGUACUCACAAUGUCGAGUAUGGCCAUUGGUUUCAGCAAGAUGUCUAUGAGUUUGAUGCGCCGUUCUUCAACAUAUCGGCAUCAGAAGCAAUUGCUCUGGACCCCCAACAGCGCAUGCUAUUAGAAUGCUCGUACGAAGCUUUCGAAAAUUCAGGCACGCCGAUUUCGAUGGUGCUGGGGACAGAUACCUCCGUCUUCGCGGCUUGCUUUGCGACGGACUAUACAGAUAUGCUCUGGAGAGACCCUGAGACUGUACCUGCAUACCAGUGCACAAACUCCGGAUUUUCUCGGUCCAACAUGGCAAAUCGAAUAUCAUUCUCAUUUGAUCUUAAAGGACCAAGUGUCACAGUCGACACUGCGUGCUCUGGUGGCUUGACCGCUCUCCAUCUUGCGUGCCAGAGUUUGAUAUCCGGGGACUCCAGACAGGCCUUGGCGGCUGGAUCUAGUUUAAUACUAGGUCCUGAAUCCAUGUUCACGAUGAGCAUGAUGAAUUUUUUGUCGCCUGAUGGAAAAUGUUAUGCUUUCGACGAACGGGCAAACGGCUAUGCACGAGGAGAAGGCGUUGCUGUUUUGCUUCUAAAGCGACUCGAUGACGCUCUUGCCGAUGGUGACACUGUUCGAGCAAUCAUUCGGGGCACAGGUUGCAACCAGGAUGGAAAGACGCCAGGUAUUACGAUGCCCAACGGAGUGUCUCAAGAAGACUUGAUAAGAUCAGUAUAUACUAAAACUGGCCUUGAUCCACUGGAGACAUCAUUUGUGGAAUGCCACGGAACAGGAACCCAGGCUGGCGACACGACCGAAACGGGGGCUUUGAAAGCAGUCUUUGGUUCCGGUCGUCAGCUGAGAAAUCCGCUAAUGAUAGGGUCCGUGAAAACCAAUAUCGGCCAUCUCGAGGGAGCAAGUGGCCUUGCCGGAGUGAUCAAGACCAUUCUGAUGUUGGAAAACGGCAUCGUUCUCCCACACCGAAACUUCGUAACGGCCAAUUCACGAAUUCCAUUGAAAGAGUGGGCACUUCGCGUUCCGGUGACAGUCGAAGCUUGGAGCUGCUCAUCGGCUCGUCGUGCGUCCGUGAAUAGCUUUGGGUACGGCGGAACAAAUGUUCAUGCAAUCAUUGAGAGCGCCGAGGACUAUCUGCAAGCUCGUGGCUAUAAGGCGAAUGCUUUCACCAGAAGCUCUGCACUUGCUAUUGGAGCAAUACAAAACGCCCUCAGUCAGGUGCAUACAAAUGGACACUCAGCCACCACCACCACCAAAAGCCCGAAUGGCCUGUCGAAUGGGCAUUUGAAUGGUUUUGGCAACUCUAGAUCUGUCGUCAACGAUUCAAAUCAUCAUGAAACCAGCGCUCAAGAUCAGCAAGGGAACGGUGACCACAUAUGGAAGAUCAAUGGGCACACAGAGCGGGUGAAUGGUCAGAUCAAGGCCAAGAAACAGCUCUUUGCGCUUUCUGCUUUUGAUCCAAGGGCUGGAAAAAUGUGGGCUGACAAGCUGGCCGACUAUAUUCAAGACAGACAGGAGGUAAACGAGGCAGAUUUACUGGAUGGUCUUGCAUUUACUUUGAGCGACAGAAGAACGAUCCACUCAUGGAAGGCUGCCAUAGUUGCGGACUCCCGGAAAAGUCUAAUCUCACAAUUGAGGGACUGCCAGUUUGUCAAUUUUCCACCGAAAAAGAAUCUCGGCUUUGUCUUCACAGGUCAGGGAGCGCAGUGGUGUGGAAUGGGGAAGGAGCUCAUUGAUGCCUUUCCGCGGUUCCGGCAGAGCCUUGAGGACUGUGAAGCCGCAUUGUUGCGCUUUGGAGCUUCUUUCAAUGUGCUGGGUGAACUCCAAGCAGAUUUCGAAGAGUCCCAGGUCAAUAAAGCACAGUAUAGCCAGCCUUUAUGCACAGCACUGCAAAUUGCGUUAGUGAACCUGCUUGAUUCUUGGAACAUUCAUCCUGUUUCUGUUACUGGUCACUCAAGUGGAGAAAUUGCGGCGGCAUACUGCGCCGGUGCAAUCAGCCUGGAAGAUGCUAUGCUUAUCGCAUAUGAGAGGGGGUGUGCAACCGUUGAGCUCGCCGAUAAAGGAGUCGAAGGGGCCAUGGCCGCGGUCAGCAUGACGCGAGAGGAGUUGAGCCCCAUCCUUUCGAACUUGCGCAAUGGAAAAGCCGUGAUAGCCUGCUCAAACAGUCCGUCAAGUUUCACGGUUUCUGGAGACAGGAGUGCUGUAGACGAGCUACAGCAAAUACUUCGAGCUCAGGGAGUCUAUAAUAGGAGACUUGUGGUUGGAGUGGCAUAUCAUUCGCACCACAUGAACCUUGUCGCAGACAGCUACAGGGCCGCCAUCUCCAAUAUCGAAGCAAAAGAGCAAUGUGGCGCCAGAUUCUUCUCCUCUGUCACAGGCAAGCAAGUGAGAACGUCGAACUUAGGAGUCGAUUACUGGGUCAACAAUCUUGUCAACGAAGUGAGGUUCUCACAAUCUGUGCGUCAACUGGCAAAUCACGAUGACCUCGACGGCGCGUCGCGAGUGCAAACUUUGGUUGAGAUCGGUCCUCAUGGAGCACUCGCAGGACCGAUCAGACAAAUUCUUCAAGCUGACGAGAGUUUGGUAAAAUCAUCGAUAGAAACACUUUCCGUUCUCACUCGAAAGAAGGAUGCUGUUGUGACAGCAUUGGGGAUGGCAUCAAGCCUGUUUGUAUCUGGACAUGCGAUUCGAUUGUCAGCGGUGAACAGAAACUGGAACUCGGUAAUUCCACCACUCAUCGAUCUACCUCCUUAUGCCUGGAACCACACCAAGUCAUACACUGCUGAAUCGCGAAUCAGCAAGGCACACCUGCGGCGCGAGAACCCCAGAACUGAUAUUCUUGGAGUGUUCGAUGUCCACUCCAGCCCACUCGAGCCGCGAUGGCGACAGAUCCUUCGUCUAUCGGAGUUGCCAUGGCUUAGAGAUCAUAGUAUCCAAUCUGCUAUCGUUUAUCCAGCCGCGGGCUACAUCACUAUGGCCAUCGAGGCUGCUAGACAACGAAAAUCCUGGGUGGCGCCAGGGGCCCGUGUCUUUGGCUAUCAAUUCCGCGAUGUCGCAGUCAGCUCCGCACUGUUGAUUCCUGAAACUCCGGGUGAGGUUGAGAUCGUCAUCACACUAAAGGCGUUUUCCGAAAGUGUCCGAUCAUCUUCAAACUUAUGGGAUGAGUUUUCCGUCUCAUCUGUUUCAGCUGAAAACAGAUGGACCGAGCACUGUCGUGGAUUGAUUGCUGUAUCAGCUGUGUCCAAUGCGACAAAUCCAGUCAAUGGAUUGGCCAAUGGGGAAUCUGUCAUGGCCACUACUGAAGGCAUGGUAGCGGAUUUCAACGCUGUCUGCACAAACCCUGUAGAUACUGCAGACCUGUAUAGGCACCUCUCACAGGUCGGAAUGCAAUACGGCCCGACAUUCGCAAACAUCCAUGGAAUCCGUUGUGCGUCAGGUCGAUGCAUGAGCCAAAUCCAGAUCCCAGAUACGAGAGCAGUGAUGCCGAUGCAGUUUGAGCAUGCUUCAAUUGUGCAUCCGACUACUUUGGACAGCAUCUUCCAGACAUAUCUUCCGGCACUCGCAGAGCAAAUGGGUCAAUUGAACAGUCCAGUGGUCCCGGUUGGGAUAGAAGAUAUGUUCAUCGCCCAGGAUAUCUGCAGCAAAGGAGGCGAGGUGCUCGCUGCAUACACCUCGACCACUCGCAAGGAUAAUCGAUUCUUCUCGGCGGAGAUUGAUAUCUUCGAUGGUGCCUAUGUCACUGGCAAGCGUCCUGUGAUUCAGGUGAAGGAAAUGACAAUGGCAGCUCUCGAUCGGAAUUAUAGGGAGGAAAACAGCGGUUUUUCUCUUUCCCGUGCCUUCAAUAUGAAAUGGGCACCCGAUGUGGAUUUAUUGAGCGAGUCGCAGAUCCAAACCCUUGUUCGCCAGCGAAUGUACGCGAGAGCAACCAACAAUCUGGGCGUGGAGAAUGAUGACACAAGUGACGAGUUGUCGAAAGCCUUUCAAUUCGCCGCGGAGUAUAUUCACCUCCUAGCUCACAAAAGCCCUGGUCAAAGGGUUCUGGCUAUGGGAUGUUGCACCGGGUCGGGGGCAACAGCUGUUCUUUCUAUGCUCUUUGCACUCUGUGAUGGUGUUGCACCGUUUGCUUUAUUCCACUGCACUGAUACUGAUCCCACUAUACGUCAAGACUGGGAGACAAGAUUGCCCAGCUGGUCCAGCUCCCUUUCCCAAAAGGAGAUCACAGCAGGUGCCGGCGACUCUCAGGGCGGAAUAAUAGGUUCUGAAGACAUGUAUGAUCUUGUGGUGGUUUUCAACCUCUCUAAAUCGGAUCAAGAUUCUUCAGACGCCCUGUCCUCAUCUUCACUACUGCUAGCACCCGAAGGAAGAUUGCUGCUAGUAGAUCAAAGUAUGGAGUCAUAUUUCGCGAGGUUGGCCAUCAGUCGAAAUCGACCAUUCGAGACAGAAAGCCCACUGACAAACGGGAAUCAUACUGAAGCCAAAGGGUUCAAGGGCUACCAAAAAUGGUCGGAGGGCGUAGUCGCUUUCCACUCGACUCAAGGACCAACGAAGAAGGACCCAAUAUCGGAACUACUCAUCGUGGUCGCAGACGGAAUGCCACCCCAAGCCGACUUGCCUCACUUGCAGAGUUUGUUGCAAAAGCUGAACGUCACAGCGGAUGUGGUGCUGCUCGAAAACGCAGACCCCACACCAACACAGGCGUGCAUCAUGCUCACCGAGCUUUCCAAGCCUGUGUUAACAGCGCCCACAGAGGCCGAGUGGAGCGCACUUAAGAGGAUUGCUCAUGGGGGCGCUGGCGCUUUGUGGGUUACUCGUGGCUCUGGAGGGGACAUCUGUGCAAACCCGGAAGCUUCGCUCACGCAUGGAUUCACGCGCACCAUCCGCUCAGAAACAGGAGACCGCCCGAUCGUGACUUUGGAUCUGGACGGUACUCAUCCGCUCGCAGCUCAGGACACCGCAGAAUGUAUAGCGAAUGUCUUCCAGCGCAUACUCGUGAGCGGCGGGGGAGUUAUGGAACAUGAGCUUAUUGAGCGGGGCGGUAUUCUGCUCGUGCCUCGGCUAGUCCAGGACAUCGAAGCUAGCGAAAAGAUACAGGAAGAAAGUGGGCAGAUUGCUCAGGUAAAACCAUCACUGCGACCCCUUGGUGAAGUGGGUGCUUCGCGCCUUCUAGUGGAAACACCCGGACUGCUGGACAGCCUGCACUUCGCGCCUGAUGAGCGGACCAAUAGUAUGUUGGCACAACAGCAAGUGGAAGUGGAUGUGAAAGCAGCAGGCAUCAACUUCAAGGAUGUCAUGAUGGCCAUGGGCCAGAUACCAGUUGAGGACCUAGGUUGCGAGUGCAGUGGCGUGGUUUCCGCCAUAGGAGAAGAGAUCGCGAGUGACCUGCACGGCCUCCGAGUUGGGGACCGAGUAAUGUGUUUGAGUUCAGGCUCUUUCUGUACCAAGCUGCGACUCGACGCAAAGCUGGCCGAGAGAAUUCCGGACACAAUGUCUUUCGAAACCGCAGCUGCCAUUCCCAUAACUCACGUCACCGCGUACCACUCUCUGCACAACAUCGCGCGCCUACGCAAGGGCGAGACAAUUUUGAUACACGCUGCCACGGGUGGCUUGGGCCAAGCUUUGGUCGAAAUGAGCGAACUGAUUGGAGCUGAAGUAUUUGUGACUGUGGGUAGCGCAGAGAAGAAGGCUUUGGUUAUGGACCGGUUUGGGGUUGCGGAAGAGCGCAUCUUGUACAGUCGAGACAUGAGCUUUACGCAUGACGUGAUGUGUUCGACAGGUGGCCGCGGCGUUGAUGUGAUCGUCAAUUCCCUAGCGGGAGAGGCACUGCGGAACUCGUGGACAUGUAUUGCGCCAAACGGACGGUUUGUCGAGCUCGGCCAGCGAGACAUUACUCUCAACACGCGGUUGGAAAUGGCGCCAUUCGCACGUAACGCUUCGUUCACCGCAUUCAACCUGGCUUUCACCAUGCGCAAUGAUCCCCAAGCGGCACGGGACGUCCUCAUGAAGGUUUUGGACCUCUUCGCGAGCGGAGCCUUGCGCGGCCCUGAUCCGCUUGAGACAUAUGCUUUCUCUGAGCUCCAGCAGGCGUUCCGUAAAAUGCAAACUGGCCGCCACAUGGGUAAGCUCGUGGCAGUCGCAAAGCCGGAUGACCUCGUCAAGCAUAUAGCAACCACCACCGAAGGCCCACUAUUCCGUUCUGACGCGUCAUACCUGUUAAUUGGCGGUCUCGGGGGUAUUGGGCGAGCAACGGCAGUAUGGAUGGCGUCGCGUGGAGCCAAGCACAUCAUUUGCCUCAAUCGAUCAGGCCUCAGUAAUCACCAAGCCCAAGAAACAGUAAGGGCAGUCGAGGCUGCGGGGUGCACGGCCACCGUUUUCGCCUGCGAUGUUGCUGAUCCCGCUCAACUUGCUUCUACCCUAGAGGUGGCGCGCCAUCAACUGCCGCCCAUUCGCGGUGUCAUCCAAGGUGCCAUGGUCUUGCGUGAUUCCAUGUUGGCCAAUAUGACGCUGGAGGAUUACCUGGCUGUCCUGCGUCCCAAAUUCCACGGCACACGGAACCUGCACGACCAGCUAUCAACGAACUUGGAUUUCUUCAUCAUGGAAUCGUCGGUCAGCGGAAUAGUAGGCAACACAGCGCAAGCUGCUUAUGCAGCAGCGAACACCUUCCUUGACGCAUUCGCACGGUAUAGGAGAUCCAACGGGCUGCCCGCAACAACAAUCGACAUCGGCGCUGUGUCCGGGGUGGGAUAUUUGGCGCAGAACGAAGAGCUGAAAUUGGCCAUGCAGCGGCAAGGGUUCGACUUCACAGAUGAAGCAGGGUUGAUGCGACUUCUCGAGUUCUCUAUCAGGAACUCCGCUCGCGAUGUCGAUCGCGCUCAUAUAAUCACCGGCUUGGGGGCUUGGAACCCGGAGACUUCCCUGCCAGCGCUGGACGCGCCAUUGUUCUCCCAUUUCCGCAUGAAGACUGCGACCUCUGCGGAGGUGGGAAAAGCUGAAGCGAGCCUCCACCAGGCUCUUAAACAAUCAAAAGAUGUCAAUUCUGCGAUUGAUUUGAUUGUUGUCGCAUUGGUCAAUCAAAUUGUGUCCCACACUGGUGUUCCUGUUGAGAACGUCAGCACGUCGAAGAGCUUGCAGGACUAUGGCAUCGACUCACUGGCUGCUGUGGAGUUGAAGAACUGGAUCUCGAAAGAGAUGGAGAGUGUUAUUCCAAUCUUUGAGUUGAUGGCUGCUGAAUCGCUUUCGGACUUGGCAGCCAAGAUCGCGGGGAGAAGCAGAUUGGUAGUGAGCUCAAACGGCGCGUGA
Messenger RNA from Penicillium brevicompactum, 7488 nucleotides. Its product is annotated as type I polyketide synthase. The transcript is spliced from 5 exons. Gene Ontology annotation, biological process: fatty acid biosynthetic process; secondary metabolite biosynthetic process. The record is from RefSeq and is a predicted model, not a curated record. The coding region runs from base 1 to 7488 and encodes 2495 amino acids. Gene Ontology annotation, molecular function: phosphopantetheine binding; fatty acid synthase activity; oxidoreductase activity. NCBI's taxonomy places the organism in Eukaryota, Fungi, Ascomycota, Eurotiomycetes, Eurotiales, Aspergillaceae.